This is a messenger RNA of Sitophilus oryzae (rice weevil), 2138 nucleotides long. RefSeq names its product nicotinate phosphoribosyltransferase-like. Bases 340 to 1971 code for a protein of 543 amino acids. NCBI's taxonomy places the organism in Eukaryota, Metazoa, Arthropoda, Insecta, Coleoptera, Curculionidae. Gene Ontology annotation, biological process: NAD+ biosynthetic process. Gene Ontology annotation, molecular function: nicotinate phosphoribosyltransferase activity. The transcript is spliced from 8 exons. The record is from RefSeq and is a predicted model, not a curated record.
CACUUUAAAAUAACUAACAAUAAAUGUAUAUUUGUUGAGAAUUUCUCUCAACCGAAUUCGCUGAGAUUUGAGAUCGUCGAAUAAAUAGCGGAAGUACUACUUUCGUAGUAGAUGCGGUUAUUAUGAACGUAAAAUUUGAAUUUGUGAUAUCAGCCGCCCUUGGUGACCUCAGCGUUGCGUAGAUCGAUAAAGCCGUCAUUUUAUUUGAACCGUUUUGUAUGAUAUUACUAGUCUCCAGAUGGCCGUACAGAGUGUGUCAGUAGUCUGUAGUUGGCGCUAAACAACCAAUGUUAUUCAAAAAGACGCGUUUCGUUUUCGAUUUUCAAAAACGCCGCAAAAAUGAACAACCGCAGAUAUAAUCAUGAAAAAAACAGUAUUAUACAACCCUUGCUCACAGAUUUAUAUCAAAUUACCAUGGCAUACGCCUAUUGGAAAUCGGGAAAAACGAAAAAUUAUUCAGUGUUUGACUUAUUUUUCCGCAAAAACCCUUUCGGAGGUGAAUUCACAAUAUUCGCUGGUUUAGAAGAGUGUCUAAAAUUCUUAGAAAAUUUUAGUUACUCUCGGACGGAUAUAGAAUAUCUGAAACAGACCCUUCCCUCUUCAGUCGAAGAAAGUUUCUUCGAAUACCUCAGCAAUUUAACAGCGAAAGACGUUAAAGUGUAUGCCAUAGCGGAAGGAUCUGUUGUGUUUCCGAGAGUACCGCUGAUUAGAGUUGAAGGCCCACUAAUUAUAGUGCAGUUACUAGAAACGACGUUAUUGACCCUGGUCAAUUAUUCUAGUUUAGUUGCCACAAAUGCUGCUCGAUACAGAAUAGUGUCGGGGAAUGUAAAAUUAUUUGAAUGUGGUUUGAGUCGAGCUCAAGGUCCAGAUGGAGGUCUAUCUGCUUCGAAGUAUUCUUAUAUAGGUGGUUUAGACGCCACUAGCAAUGUACUAGCAGGCAAAUGGUUUGGCAUACCCGUCCAAGAAGUCCAUGCUCACAACUAUCUAAUCCCGUUUAACUCGUUUUCUGAAUUGGGGGACACGUUUUUGGAGCCGAAAAAUGGGGGCCAACCGCGGGAGUUACUCAAGCUAGUCUUGUUCUGGAAAGACAAGCUGUUGAAUUUAUUUGACGAGAGAUACAAUGAAACAGAAUAUGGAGAAUUGGCAGCUCUUAUAUCUUACGCCUUAGCUUUUCCUGAUGGUUUUAUAGCUCUUGUUGAUACGGGUGAUGUAGAAAGAAGUGGAUUGAUCAACUUUUGUGCAGUAGCUCUAGCUUUAAACGAGCUUGGCUACCGUGCUUCAGGAAUCAGAUUGACCAGCGGUGACCUGGCUUACAUCUCCAAAGUAGCCCAUUCUUAUUUUUCGAAAAUCAAGUCAAAAUACAACAUACCAUGGUUUGAAAAUUUGACAAUUAUGGCAACGAACGACAUAAACGAAGACACCAUCAUCAGUUUGAACGAGCAAAGCCAUAAAAUCAAUUGUUUUGGCAUAGGUCCAUAUCUAGUGACGUGCCAAAAACAGCCUGCACUAGGUUGCGUCUACAAGCUGGUAGAACUGAACAAUUGUCCUAGGCUAAAACUAAGUCAAGAUCCGUUCAAAGUUACCAUGCCAGGUAGCAAAGAGGUUUACAGACUUUACAGUGAUAGUGGAUACGCUUUGGUAGAUUUAUUACAAAGAUCCACAGAACCCGCUCCUAAAUUACACGAAAAAAUUCUGUGUAGGCAUCCGCUUGAAGAGUCGAAAAGAGCCUAUAUGAUGCCGGUGAAGGUCGAAAAACUGUUAACUCUGUACUGGGAGAAUGGCAGGAUUGUACAGAAACUACCCAGUUUAAAGGAAAUCAAAGAAAAAGUAAACAAUUCACUCAAAGCUUUAAGAAGUGAUAUUAAAAGGAAUAUGAAUCCUACGCCUUAUAAAGUAGCAGUGAGCGACGAACUUUAUCAGUUUAUUCAUGACAUUUGGUUGAAAAACGCCCCCAUAGAAGAACUUUUUUAGGAUAAUAGCACUAAGGAAUAUAGAUUCAAAAGCUCAAGGAAUUAAUUAACUAUAUAGUGAAUAUAAAAUUUAUUAUAAUUAUAUCCAAAAAGUUUAAACAGUUGUUGAUGUAAUUUUUUUAUAUUGUUAUUUUUCAUAUUAAUUUUUAAUAAAUAUUGUUGAAUUUU